AUGGUUCUAAUACUGGUAUUCUCUAUUAUUGCCAUUGGUGUUUCUUCAUUGGCCCUCUUCCGGCUAGUGCCUACACGGCUCGCAAGAAAAUCCCUUGAGCCUCACCAUGUUGUGUCAGUUCAGAUCGUGGUUCUAGGGGAUAUCGGGCAUAGCCCACGGAUGCAGUGCCAUGCGCUCAGCAUCGCACGGCAUGGUGGUCGUGUCUCUCUUAUAGGAUACCACAAUUCUACCCCAAAUCAAGAGCUGUUGGAUCAUCCUCUUAUAUCAAUUGUGGCACUGCCAUCCCCGCCAGCACUUUUACAGACCAAGAAAAAAGCCUUGUUUCCUAUUGCUGCAAUAUUUAAAGUCUUGCAGCAAACAUGGCACCUCUGGGUUGCGUUAGGGUACCGUGCAGAGCCUGCUCAUUGGAUACUAGUACAGAAUCCGCCAGCAACGCCAACUCUCGUCUUCGCGAUACUUGCCUGCUACCUCCGGAAUAGUUGUCUUAUCAUUGAUUGGCAUAAUUUCGGGUAUUCCAUCCUGGCAUUGAAACUUGGAUCUGCCCAUCCUAUGGUCAGACUUAUGGCGUGGUACGAGCACGUUUUCUCUCGUUAUGCUACCGCCCAUUUUUGCGUCAGCAAUGCCAUGGCGCGGAUUUUGCGGGAGCAAUGGAAGAUUAAAAACCCCCUUAUGGUGCUUUACGAUCGGCCUUCCUCGGUCUUCAGCCCGAUCCUCGAUCAGAGGCAGCGUCUUGCAGUUUUGUCUUCGAUCCCUGAGACUAGCCAAGAUGCCAUGGAGAUUAUCCAGGGUCGGUGUCGCCUCCUCAUCAGCUCAACGUCUUGGACGCCAGACGAAGAUUUCUCCCUUCUACUCGAUGCUCUUUGCCAAUACUCUGCGUCGGCUGAGUUUGCCGUUCCCGCUUUGGCCUCCCUUCUUGUUAUCAUCACCGGGAAAGGGCCUUUAAAGGAUAUGUAUCUCUCCCAGAUUGACAAGUUAAAGGCAGAUGGAAAACUCUUCAGUGUAUCCAUAAAAACAGCUUGGCUCGCUUUUGAAGAUUAUGCACGGCUGCUUGCAUGUGGCACGUUGGGAGUUUGCCUACAUACAAGUAGCAGUGGUGUUGACCUACCAAUGAAGGUUGUUGACAUGUUUGGCGCCGGCCUCCCGGUUGUUGGCUGGGACCAGUACGAAGCCUGGUCCGAACUUGUUACUGAGGGAGCAUCUGGGCUGGGAUUUGAUAGCGCUGAUAGCCUCUCAAGGCUUCUCAAAAAUCUACUCGGCCAUGAUGAAAGUGCUCUAAAAACCCUGCGAGAGGGUGCGAUCAGAGAGAGUAAGAACCGCUGGGAUCAGACAUGGGAUCCCGUCGCCGGGGCAUUCCUUGGCCUGAUCUCCUAG
Molecule: messenger RNA, 1371 nt
Organism: Nannizzia gypsea CBS 118893
Lineage: Eukaryota; Fungi; Ascomycota; Eurotiomycetes; Onygenales; Arthrodermataceae
Product: chitobiosyldiphosphodolichol beta-mannosyltransferase
Exons: 3
Coding region: 1-1371 (456 amino acids)
Cellular component (GO): endoplasmic reticulum
Molecular function (GO): mannosyltransferase activity
Source: RefSeq, a predicted model, not a curated record